AUGGCUAUUCAACCGUCGCCUGAAGCUGGACCAUCGACCCCUCCCAAUGGCAGACUCCCCAAUUACAAGCUGUGUCAUUCUCUAAGCGGGCAUUCCCGUGCGGUCACGGCAUGUUGCUUCUCAGCCGACGGCUCGGAACUGAUAUCUGCGGGUGCUGACGGGACUGUCAAUAUCUGGGACCCUAAGGUCGGCGCUCACAAGAGCUCUUUUCAAGCUCAUCGUGCUGGCAUUAACGACAUUUCCCUCUCGCCUGACUCGCUCUAUCUCGCGACAGCCUCGGAUGAUAAUACAAUCCUAGUCUUUCACACUACGUCCACAUCCACAGCUAGGCACCCGACGCCACUCCGGCGACUUGUCGGGCAUACAGCCCCAGUCCUCAGCGUCGCCUUUAGUCCCAAGUCCAACUUGGUAGUCAGCGGAUCUAUCGAUGAAAGCGCAAUCAUCUGGGACGUCAGGGGUGGUCGAGUGCUCCGGACUCUACCGGCGCACUCGGACAUGGUGUGGACUGUAGGCUGGGACAACGAAGGCGGGAUGGUCAUAACGGGCAGUGCGGAUGGCCUCAUACGUCUAUGGGACGCGAGUACGGGACAAUGUCUGAAAACCUUGGACAAUGAGUCGAAUUCUCCAUUUUCAUAUGCCGCGUUCACACCUUCAUCAACGUUUCUGCUCUCUUCCACCUUGUCCUCUACAAUAAGGAUCCACAACAUAUACACUUCGAAAGUGCUCAAGACACUUCGAGCGCCGGGGACAUUAGUCUCGGAGCGAUUCCCCUGUCCUGUGGUCAUUAUACCGGCUCUUGAAGGGUCGACACCUCUCGAUCGACCAGAUAAGCCUGAUGCUCCAAGACUAGGGUAUAGCGUCGACUCGCGGGCAGCGUGGAUAGGGAGCGGAUCUGAGAAUGGCAAGUUUGUCAUAUGGGAGCUGUCAUCACGGCGCGUGAUCCAAGUCCUGGAGACUCCCGAACCUAGCACUAUCCCCAGUCCCAUCGUUGCGGUUGCAGCGAGUCCAGACGGUCGGACGAUAGUGACUGGACAUCUCGAGCCGGAAAAGGUCAUUCGCAUAUGGCGUGACGAUGCAUGA
Molecule: messenger RNA, 1080 nt
Organism: Kockovaella imperatae
Lineage: Eukaryota; Fungi; Basidiomycota; Tremellomycetes; Tremellales; Cuniculitremaceae
Product: WD40-repeat-containing domain protein
Exons: 6
Coding region: 1-1080 (359 amino acids)
Molecular function (GO): protein binding
Source: RefSeq, a predicted model, not a curated record